AUGGUGCGCAGCGACGUCCGACCUUUUAAAAUCGCAAUUUCGGAGCGGAACUUGGAGACAUUGCACAAGAAACUUGCCCUCGCAACUUUUCCCGAGGAGGUUGAUUUUUCAGAUAUUGACAAAUAUGGCGCAUCUCGAUCCGAGAUCAAGCGACUCGCCGAGUACUGGGAGAAUGGCUUCGAUUGGCGGGCACAAGAGGCAGAGCUGAACAAGUUGCCUCAGUUUACCACAACCGUGACUGUCGAUGGUUUCGGGGACCUCGAUAUUCAUUUCAUACAUCAGCGCGCUAGUCGAGAAGACAGCAUCCCUCUUCUAUUUUCCCAUGGCUGGCCUGGAAGCUUUCUGGAAGUUGUUAAAAUACUGCCGCGUUUGACAAAUCCCAAAGACGGACCAUCUUUUCACGUUGUCGCUCCCUCUUUGCCUAAUUAUGGCUUCUCAGACAAGGUCACUGGCGAAGGGUUUAGUGUGUCUCAGUAUGCUCAGGCGAUACACAAGGUCAUGCUGAAUCUCGGCUACAACAAAUAUGUUACCCAAGGCGGCGACUGGGGAUUUUUUAUCACCCGAUCUGUUGCCGCACAGUUUCCCGAUCACUGCCUAGCGUCGCAUGUCAAUAUGCAAAUGAUCCAUCCUUCGGUCGCAACAGCAGGGUGGUUUGGUCUGUACAAGCUGCUGGGCUGGUUCACAAAACAGGAGACAGAUGGUCUAUCACGGCUAGGUUGGUAUUUGAAAGAAGGAUCAGGCUAUUUCGCAGAACAGAGCACCAAGCCCCUGACGAUGGGUUACUCCCUCGCUGACUCGCCCGUGGGGCUGUUGGCAUGGAUCUACGAAAAACUAAAGGAUUGGACAGACGAAUAUCCGUGGACAGACGAUGAGAUUCUUACCUGGGUCUCCAUUUAUCAGUUUUCCAAGGCUGGCCCGGCAGCGAGCGCUCAGAUUUACUACGAGGCGAGGCAUGCCAAGAAUGCCGAUGCGAAAAAGUCGAUGGCGUACAUACCUGUGCCGCUUGGUAUCUCAUCUUUCCCCCGCGAUAUUUCCCCGAUACCCCUGUCGUUUUGUAAGACACUUGGUCCAGUCGUGUUCCAGAAACGUCACGAGGAAGGUGGCCAUUUUGCUGCAUAUGAAAAACCUGAGCUUCUUGUGCAUGAUGUGCAGACCAUGUUUGGGUGCGGAGGCGGUGCAUAUGAUAUCGCUGAGCGACUAAGAGCCACUGUUAAAAACAAUUCUUAG
Messenger RNA from Akanthomyces muscarius, 1227 nucleotides. RefSeq lists its product as uncharacterized. The transcript has 3 exons. Gene Ontology annotation, molecular function: epoxide hydrolase activity. Gene Ontology annotation, biological process: epoxide metabolic process. Lineage: Eukaryota; Fungi; Ascomycota; Sordariomycetes; Hypocreales; Cordycipitaceae. The record is from RefSeq and is a predicted model, not a curated record. The coding region runs from base 1 to 1227 and encodes 408 amino acids.